Messenger RNA from Funneliformis mosseae, 1020 nucleotides. The record is from the annotation of a GenBank genome assembly. NCBI's taxonomy places the organism in Eukaryota, Fungi, Glomeromycota, Glomeromycetes, Glomerales, Glomeraceae.
AUGCAGCACACCAACCACAUCAUCUCCUCUCAAUCCUUUUCCAAAUCAACUCGCAUACUCAUCGUCUUUAUACUUUCUUUAAUUCUUUUAUCAACAUUAAUCGAAGCAGCUCCCCCUUCUAAAAGAGAUAAUAAAGUUUCAGUUCAAGAAUUAAAGGAAUUAGAGAGAUUUGCCAAUUACGCUAGUGCUGCUUAUUGUAAACCUUCCGAUUUCCUCAAAUGGGAUUGUGGGCCUAUCUGUGAUGCAACCAAAGGCACCAAAGUCAGUAAAUUCAUUACCACAAAAUCCGAAAUACAAGCAACCCUUGAUGAAGAAAAAUUGAUUGUCGUAUCGUAUAGAGGAACCGUACCUGAAAAUGUCAAAAAUCUAAUUACCGAUGCAAAACUCAUUUUAACCGAUUAUCCACCUGUAAAAGAUGCUAAGGUUCAUAUUGGAUUUUAUCAAGCUUUUCUUGAAGUUCAAUCUGACGUUUUCAAUGAAAUCCAAAAAUUACAUAAAAAAAAUCCAAAGUACAAGGUCGUUUUUUCAGGGCAUAGUUUAGGUGGUGCGCUCACUUUAUUAUCAGCUUUGGAUCUUUCACAAAACUCAAAAGAUUUCAGUAAGGAUAAAAAUAAUCUGUUCGUUUUUACAUACGGUGAACCAAGAGUUGGUAAUUCGGAAUUUGCUGAUUAUGUUAAUAGUAAAUUAACUGUAUCAAGAACUGUAAAUGGAGGUGAUUCGGUUGCCCGGUUACCUCCAAGACUUAUUGGUUAUAAACAACAUCAAAAUGAAUUGUGGAUAUCAGAUCCUACAAAAAGUUCAUUUGAAGUGGUUAAAUGUGAUGGUCCCGAAGAUCAAAAAUGUUCUCUUUCGGUACCUGUUCCUAAAUUAAGUUUAUCAUUUCAUGCAGGUCCUUAUUAUGGUGUAUCUAUGCGAGCAUGUAAAAAUUUCAGUAAAAUUCAAAGUUUGGUCGAUGAACAGGAGUUAAAAAAGGCAUACGAAGGUUUAGGUGGUGAUCUUAAAGGAAAGAAUAAAUUUUAA